AUGUGCCGCUGGACUAUCAUUGGCCUGUGCUUCGUGCACAUCGUGGGGCAGGAUAUUCUCGAUUUUGACGAUGCAUGCCACAAGAGCAAUGCUAUUGAAUGUUCUGCAUCCUGGCUGCAGCGACGCGCACGUCGAGUCCAAGACAACUCUCCGGCCCACGCCCACGAGCUGGCAAUGGAGGAAGACUCGAAAACUGUGUCGGCUGCACAUUCGUCGGAAGAGAUGUCUGUGAAAUCCAUGAACAUGGUGAACUCAACCACCAGCUUCUGCGACACCCACACGGGAGGUCAUUGUUCAGACGAUGAUGGAAGGUGCCACAAGAAGAUGCCAGAUGUUUUCGCAGACAUCGUUCCAAUCAACGACGAGAGGAAAGAGUUCCCACCCAGACAGGCGAACCUCCAGACGGCCAUCUGCCUGAGCGGUGGUGGCACCAGGGCCAUGGUGGCUGCACUGGGAGCUCUGAGGGGCCUCGAGUACUUGGACUUGUUGGGCCACACGGACCUUCUUGUGUCGGUGUCCGGCGGCACAUGGACCUCGGGACCCUUCAUGUUCUCGCACAUGAGCAAGGGCCAUCUUCUUGGAUCCCCGACGCGACCGUCGGAGCUUUCCCUCGAGGCGCUGACGACGCGGCCAGGGUUGAUAGGCGAUGGGGCGACGCACGACAUUUACCACCUGCUGAAGACUGCAUUUCUCAACAACGACGACCCGCACUCGAUUUGGGUGAAUGCAUUCAACGAGAUCCUCUUGAAGCCCAUUGGCCUGGGCAACAUGAGCAAGUACAUGGCUCCGGAUGACAGCACCGUCCAGCGCAUCAUUCGCAAGAAUCCUCACUUGCAGCGCGAGGACUUCAUUGUCCCACCGUCUGAUCGGCCGCGUGCCUUCGUCAUGCUUGGAGUUCUGCUCGCUCCCUUGGGACACGAGUCCGACGAUGAUACAGUCGUGUCUUUGCAGAUGUCUCCAGACUUCUCCGGCAGCCCUUUCUAUCCUGGACGGGAAGGCCAGCUGCAGUUCGACGAAGAGGGCGAGCAUUGGCUGGCCAGCUCUGAUAUUCCUGCUCUCAAGUUGGUUGUGGGAGGCGGCAUGGUGGAGACCUUUGCAUUCGGUUCCGACACACCCUUUUCGGACCAAUCCGGAGGCCACGGCGUGAGAAUGCCAUCGCCUUCGGAGCCCAUGAGUUUGGCGAAGGCCGUGGGGGUGAGCAGCGCCGCCUUUUCGGCGUACACCUCGCAAGCCAUGGACAAGUUGGGAGGGCAGAGAAUGCAGGCUUUGAUACCGGUUGCAACGCUUUGGCCGAUAACUUCCAAGAAGUUUCCUGGUCCCAAGGCAGCUGCGAAGUUCAAGAUCGGCGAUGGAGGCCACAUGGACAACUCUGGGCUGCUGCCGGCACUGCAGAGGAAGGUGCCUCGGAUUGUGAUGUUUCUCAACACGGACGUGAAGAUCGGCAUGAAGUCGGACUUCUGUGCCUACGCGCCAGUGAAUGCAGGGGAACUCGGAUCAGCAGCUGCCUGGUACUUCGUGGACAAGUUUGGACUGGGAGCUCAUGUGGACGGGUCAUUUCUGAUGCAUAACCAGGUGUUUCGGUUCAAAGACCUGCAGCCUAUCCUCUGCGACCUGCAGACACAUAGGCGCGCUGGCCGACCGGCCGUGAGUCUGAGAGAAUUGGAGGUGCUCAAAAACAGCUGGUCUGGGUCUUAG
This is a messenger RNA of Symbiodinium sp. CCMP2592, 1695 nucleotides long. Lineage: Eukaryota; Dinophyceae; Suessiales; Symbiodiniaceae. The record is from the annotation of a GenBank genome assembly.